GAAGCGCACAUACAGUUUUGAGAAGCGCGCUCAGAAUUAAAGCUAUAUUUGCUUAACUGAAGCUGUUUCUGCUGAAUUGAAGAACGGAAGCUGCUUUUGGAGAACUGAAGCUGUUUUCUUUCAUGGAAUCGGAGCUGGUUUUGGCAAAUCCAAAUCAAGCCGUUCACGUUCAAUCUGACCCGCUCAUUUGCCAGCUCUAGUCUGCAUGCUCACCAGCGGCCCCGUUGAACGGCGAACAACGACGUUGUAUGGCAAAUCCUCUGUUUCGAGGUUUUCGAAGACUUCCCUUACUAUCACUUCACAAGCCUCUGUCCUCUUCCUCUACCUGUUACAAGCCAAUUCUUGGAAACCCAGAAAGCUUUUUGCACUUGUCAAGGUUAGUGCCUCAGAAUAGCUUAAUCCCACAAAACCCAUGUUGGGAAUUGAGGAACUUUAGCCACGGAAGUGUGAAUUUUGUUAUAACAAGAGAUGGGAAACCCAAGUUUGAGACACAUGAAGUGGAGGCACCAAAGAAGGAGAAAUGGAAGACAAAGAAGAGGCUGAAGCUGCAAAGGAAGAGAGAGAAGAAGAAGAGAAAUGCUGCAAAUAAGAGAGAUCCAAGAAGGCUUGGUGUUAAGGGGAAGAAGAAGAAGCAGAAGUUUGACACUCCUGAAGAAAGAAUUAAGCAGAAGAUUGAAAAUGCAAAAGUCAAAGAAGCCAUGCUAAUUGAGAGACUAAUGCGAUAUGAGGUUUCCAAAGUUCAAGGUCCUGAGGUUAAGCCACACUUUCUCACUGGUGAAGAACGAUUCUAUAUUAAAAGGAUGGCGCAGAAAAAGUCUAAUUAUGUGCCAAUUGGCAGAAGGGGAGUCUUUGGAGGUGUUAUUCUUAAUAUGCAUCUACACUGGAAAAAACAUGAAACUGUCAAAGUCAUAUGCAAACCCUGCAAACCUGGUCAAAUCCAAGAAUACGCCGAUGAAAUUGCAAGACUGAGUGGUGGGGUCCCAAUUCAGAUAAUUGCAGAUAAUACAAUAGUUUUUUACAGAGGAAGGGAUUAUGUGCAGCCCGAAAUUAUGUCUCCUAUUGAUACACUUUCGAAGAAGAGGGCGUUGGAAAAAUCCAAAUAUGAGCAAUCGCUAGAGUCUGUGAGACGUUUCAUUGCCAUUGCUGAGAAGGAACUUGAACUCUACUACAGACAUGUUGCCCUAUAUGGUGACCCAAAUAAUCGGAGUGCUCACUCCAUCCUUGAUGAUUCAAGAAGCACAAGAGAAAAACGAAAUGCCGAGAUAGGAGAGGAGAACGAUUCAGCAAGCGAAUCCAAUCCGUCGGAUCUCGAGUUGUCAGAAAUUGAUGAUGAUUGUUCUGAUGAAAACCAGUCUUGAAGUGAAUUUGGAUUUUGGGGAGGGGGAGACUAGUAAUAUUACUCCAGUAGCAUAUAGGGAACUACUAGUGGAUAAUCCAAAGUUAAUCCUGGUAGUCAAGAAUUUCUUGGAUUUGAAGAUUGAAACCUGAAAUAGUGCGGUUUUUAUUCUUUCUCUGAUAAUUGAGGGAUCAAAAUAGAAUAGGAUUUUUCAACUCCAAAUCUUCUGUUUCAUUGUCAUGAAAUUGGCACAAAAACUAGAAUUUGAUCCUAAAUUCGUCCGACCCAAUUUCAUGGACUAAUUCUAUAGCCUAGCUUAAAAUUUUUGAUUCUAAUUUGUAGUUGACCUUUCCAAUUGGUUUCCUUGUACGGACACUAGACUCUAACAAGAAGGAUUACUGGUGAGAUUAUCUAGGGGAUCCUCCCCCUUGUGUUGGCAAUAUAUGACCUAAUUGCCUGAUUAUUGAUGUUUGUAACUUGACGGUAGAAUCCAACUUUUUCUUUCUUCAAUUGAUGGCUGAAGAAUUUCUUUAACGCUUCUACAAAAUCUUUGUGGGCUAAUCUUGGUUACAGUUUUGAUUUCCGUGGAACUGCAAUAUAUGGCAUUCAUGUUGGUUGAAGAGAAGGGCCAGAUUAUCCGG
Molecule: messenger RNA, 1977 nt
Organism: Lycium ferocissimum
Lineage: Eukaryota; Viridiplantae; Streptophyta; Magnoliopsida; Solanales; Solanaceae
Exons: 7
Coding region: 249-1358 (369 amino acids)
Molecular function (GO): RNA binding
Source: RefSeq, a predicted model, not a curated record